AUGCACGGUGGAGGAGUGGACACCGACAAGCAUAACGGAGCCGAUACGGCUUCAUUGCGCGAGAAGGUACAGCUGCGGAAGGGUGAAAAAUGGCGUAUCCUUAAAAACAUCAUCACGGUGUCGGUCGCGUUUAUGGUGCAGUUUACGGCAUUCCAGGGAACAGCGAAUCUGCAAUCGUCGAUCAAUGCGAAGGAAGGAUUGGGUACGGUGUCACUUAGCGCCAUCUAUGCAGCAUUGGUUGUCUCCUGCAUAUUCCUGCCGACGCUCGUCAUUCGCAAGCUGACGGUGAAAUGGACGCUGUGUGUCAGCAUGCUGUGCUACGCACCGUACAUUGCCUCGCAGUUCUAUCCCAAGUUCUACACUUUAAUACCGGCAGGUAUACUGCUAGGUCUGGGUGCCGCACCGAUGUGGGCUAGUAAGGCUACGUACCUGACGCAGCUCGGACAGGUGUACGCCAAACUGACGGAUCAACCGGUCGAAGCCAUCAUCGUACGGUUCUUCGGGUUCUUCUUCCUUGCCUGGCAAACGGCUGAGCUGUGGGGCAAUCUGAUUUCCAGCCUUGUAUUGUCUAGCGGAGCGCACGGUGCUGCAGCGGCAGUUGGUGGCAAUGGAACAAGCGGCUCCCACCACAGUGACCCGAACCUUGACAGUUGCGGUGCCAACUUCUGUGUCGUCGAAACGUCCGACAAUGCCAACCUGCAACGGCCGCCAGAUUCGGAAAUUUUUGAAAUCUCCGCCAUCUACCUAUCAUGCAUCAUUGCAGCUGUCAUUAUUGUUGCUGUAUUCUUGGAUCCACUUUCGAGAUACGGUGAACGAAGACGUGGUUCCAUUUCGGCAACGGAAAUAUCUGGCAUGCAACUGCUGUCGGCAACGUUCAAGCAGCUGAAGAAGGUGAAUCAGCAGCUUCUCAUUCUUAUUACCGUGUUCAUCGGUAUGGAACAGGCGUUUAUCGGUGCCGACUUCACGCAGGCGUAUGUGUCUUGCGCCCUGGGCAUCCAUCAGAUCGGCUAUGUGAUGAUUUGUUUCGGUGUGGUCAACGCAAUUUGCUCCAUCAUCUUUGGAUCUGCGAUGAAGUACAUUGGACGUGUGGUUAUCAUUAUUCUAGGAGCAAUUGUUCACGGAGGAUGCAUUAUUUACCUUUUGUAUUGGCGACCACAUCCCGAUCAUCAAAUAGUAUUCUUCAUACUAUCCGGAUUAUGGGGUAUCGGAGAUGCCGUGUGGCAGACACAAAUAAAUGGUCUUUAUGGUGCCUUGUUCCGUCGCAAUAAGGAAGCUGCAUUUUCGAACUAUCGUCUGUGGGAGUCCGUCGGAUUCGUCGUUGCCUACGCAUACUCCACGAAUCUUUGCGCACGCAUGAAGCUUUACUUACUUUUCGGUGUUUUGGUGGCCGGCAUGAUCGGAUACACGAUUGUUGAGAUACGUCAGCUGAAAAAGGAAAAGCGUUUGAAGCAGCUGGAAGAAAUCCCCAAACAACAGCAAACGGACGCCGACCGAAAGGCCAUCGAGGAGGAUGACGAGAAGGACGAGCUGGAAGAAGAUAUUGUCGUGACACAUCUCUGA
Anopheles marshallii is the source of this 1560-nucleotide messenger RNA. Its product is annotated as UNC93-like protein. Gene Ontology annotation, molecular function: potassium channel regulator activity. The transcript has 8 exons. Gene Ontology annotation, cellular component: plasma membrane; striated muscle dense body. The record is from RefSeq and is a predicted model, not a curated record. Bases 1 to 1560 code for a protein of 519 amino acids. Gene Ontology annotation, biological process: regulation of muscle contraction; regulation of potassium ion transport. NCBI's taxonomy places the organism in Eukaryota, Metazoa, Arthropoda, Insecta, Diptera, Culicidae.